AGAGGGUGGAAAUGUCGGUGCACGCGCGCGCAUACUUAUCUACGCCGCGUACGGAGAUUGUGCCGGCGUGUGCGAGUGUUAGCGGUGAGAGCGUGUGCGUGCGUAUGUUUUUGUCGACCGCACAGCGCCACUGUUGACUGUUUUUAUUAUUGUUGUUAUUAUUAUUAUUAUUAUUAUUAUUAUUACUAUUAUUAUUAUUAUUAUUUUUUGUUUUUUCCCUCCGGUUCGUCGUUCCCUCUUUCUCGCCUACGGUCGCCCGUAUCCGUGUGUCUCACUCUCUCCCGUCCCCGCCGAACGCGGUCGUCUCCGUCGUCCGUCAACUCCGCGUUUGUCGUACGGCCCCGUACGCGUCCCGUGUUGUGUGUGCGCGACGUACGUACCGUGUAUAACAUUGUAUUUGUUUUGUUUUCGUACCUACUCGUCCGCGCUGAUUACCGGUAACGUAAAAACAACAUCGGUAUCAAUCGCCUACGAAAAUAAAGUGUCUUUUCCCGAAUAAUCGUACUGCGCGCGACGACAGCGGCAGUUGCAGACACGGCCGUUUCGAUUGCUUGUAUACCUUCCCAUUAUUGUUCCUCCCGGACGCUACGAGCCACGACGGGCGUACGUACACCCACUAACUUGCGGCGGUCGCCCGGCACAGUUGUAUCGUAUUGUGGGCGCGUGUCGGCCGCUAUUGCUCGCGUUGCCCGGACGUGAGGAAAUUUCACCCCGUGCGCCGACUGCGGAGACGUUUUUCGGCUUCCCGUUCGCCGACAAAUUAUUGUCACCGAUCGAGCGGCGUCGUUUGUCGCCAUGGACUCGUUGCGCGAACAAGUGAUGAUCAACCAGUUCGUGUUGGCCGCCGGUUGCGCCCGAGACCAAGCCAAACAGUUGCUGCAGGCCGCACACUGGCAGUUCGAAGUAAUUUAACAAUAAUAACAAUGCUCCGAACGCCAAACCGUUCCUCUCCCGUCGCGCGUCCUCUGUUCGCGUUAAUACUCAAUAAUAACGUCGUCGUACUUAUCUCGGGCCUCUGCCCGUCUACGCUAUUGUAACAGUAAUCUGUUUACGGUAAUUCGGUUCAUUUGGUUAUUCGCCGUUGUUAUUGCGGUUGUCUCUGUGACCUUGAACUUCAAACAAAAGCCCAUUGACCAUCUCCCCGAAACAUCUCUCUCCAGCUAGGUAUCUGAGUGUUCAAUCUUCUCAUCAAGACCGAUUGACGGCCAUCAUUUCCUCCAAUGGUCAGUCCACAUAAAUGUUUUCGGCGUGACGUCCGAAUAGUUCGUUAACACGACCAUUAACUCGGUUUCAUGGCAAUUAUAUACACUGACGCUCAAUUUAGAUUUUACAUUGCGGACAUAAAUCAAUAUGGUUUUAUCACCAAACCACCUAGUCAUAUUCAGUAAUAUUCAUAACAUGUUUUCACAUCAAAUUUAUCAUUAUGACUAUACGUCAAUGAUGCGUUACUGUGUAAAGGUCCAUUUCUGCACACGCUAAAUGUCAAAGUUUAGUUAGGUAUCUACCUUGCAUUACUGCACCCGGCACAGCUGCUUUAACUAACCAGGCCGUGUCUCCUAACAGGGGCCCCUAAUUAAUAGUCUAAAUACAAAUAAUUGGCAAUAAACAUUGUAAUUUAAAUAACAUAAUAUUACCUAAUCAUGAUUAAUCAAUUAUUAUCGUACAUAACAUAAACUAUUCUAUCAUCCUAUCGACAAAACAUAGUUAAUACCUAAUACCUAGGUAUGUCAAAUUCAUAUUAUUACUCUUGCACAAUUGUUUAACUUAUCGAACAAUAUAUUUAUUUCAGACUGCACUCAGCAUAUUUUUUCAAGAUUCUUCCGUUUCAAGUUGCGCUCAAAAUUCACAAUUUGGAUUUGGACAGGUCUGUUAAUUUCAACUAGAUAAUGAAAAACAACUGACUAUUAUAAUCAUAUAAAUAUUUGAUUUGUCUAGAUGACUCCGUGUAAUACUCCAGCCACACCGCCCAAUUUUCCAGACACUCUGGUUGCUUUUUCACGCAUGACAACUUCAUCUGAGAGUUCAAAAGUGGGAUCAAGUAAGUAUAUUUAAUAUUAUAUUUAUACAUAAUGCAUAUUAUCUAAGUAAAAAUAUUUGUUUCAAUGUUUAAAACAUAAUUUUAUAAUACUAGGUAUGCCUAUAAGUGCAUUGGAUAUGGAUGCACAUUAGUUAACUCACUUGACAUAAUUUAUACCAAAUUUUAAUUGCAAUUAAAAUUUUAGUAACAAUUAAUUUUGCAUUUAUGAAUAUCAAUAAUACAUUCUACAUAAUGUUAUUGUUUCAAAAUUAAAUAAAAUAUAUAACAAUUAUUAUUGUAUGCUUUAUUCAUCUAUGUUAGUCACCAAGGAUGAUUGUUAAUGGUUGGACAAUUUAUUUAAUUACUUUGAUAAUACUAUAGGCUAUAAAAAAAAAAUUUACUUUAAAUUCUCUGGAUAAACAUUGGUCAUUUCAUUGUUGCAUAAUACACUGAUUUAAUUAUAAAUACAAUUGUUACAAACUGAUUAUUAUAAAUGUAAAACCACAUCCAUGAACAAAAUGAUUAUACUAAUAUAUUCUGUAUGAAUAUUAAUUGUAAUCUAAAAUAUUAAAUACUUAUUAGUAUUUAUGAUUUCAUACGUUUUUCAUUAUUGCUUUGAAAAAAAGAAGGUUCUAUUCAUAUUACAAACAUGAUUAUAAAUAUUAACCAUUUAAAAAUAAAUAUGAAAUUUGUUACUCAAUAAAUAAUUACUAAUUUUAUAUUAUUAUAUAGUUGAUUUUCUCUGUUUAUAAUAAUAAUUAUAGUGACAUAAUUAUAAUAUUUAAAUACGCCAAUUAAUUGUAUUAAUUGAUUGGCUUGGUCAUAUCAAGUAAAAAGUGACUUCAUUUAAACAAUUUAUUUGAAAUAUUUAUUAGUUAAAAAAAUAAUACAACUUACAAUAAUAUAAGGCAAUUUAGUAAUUGAGUUUUGUAAAAAUGCUUUUAGACUAUGUUAGAAAUUUAAUUUUGUGACCCCCUUCAAUAUCGGUAACCUAAUUUUUACAUACAUCAUAUUUAAUAUUUUUCAACAAUAUUUUAAUUGAAGUUAUAUAUAGAUUAUUAAUAUCACAGUAAUAAUAAUAAUAAAUAAUAUAUUAUUAGUGAACUAACAAUCAACAAAGCCCAGUAUGAAGUAUUUAUUUUCUUCCUUUGAUAAUUGAAAUACUUAAAAAUUAUAAAUACUAUGUACAAAUGAUCAAUAUAACAUAAUUCAAUUUUAUGUUCUAGGUAUGUCUGUUUCCCCUCAAAAUAGAACUUCAUUAGAAAACAGUCAAACCAAAAGGCAUCCAUACACGCAUUUAGCAGCGCCUAACAAAGUUUCAAACAAUAUAUAAUUAAAAAUGAUGUAAAUUUGUUAUUUUUAUUAUUUACUUAGCCAUAUUAUUGUUUUAGUACCCAAAGAUAAUAAUUUGCUUUUUGUAAUUCUUGACAAGUAUAUAUUAGAAUAAUUCUUUAGAGAUAUUUUAUCAUUUUGAUUGUUAUUAGAUAUUAUUAUUAUUUUUUUUUGUUUUGUUUCGUUUCUGUUAGGUUUUUUCAUUAAAAUAAGUAACUCUUGAAAAACUCAUUUACUCAAUUUAUUAUUAAGUUUAUUAUAUUAUAAUCAUAAUUCAUAUUCUAUUAAAACUUGAACUUUGUUGCUUCAAUAUGCUUAAUACAUGUUAGUUGUUAACUAAGAAGAAAGAUCAAACUUAACAUUAUUUUUGUCAUUACUAUUUUAUUAUUAUUACACAUAUUUUGUUUUUUACAUAAUGUAUAAAAUAGUUAAUAUUUUAUUUUUGUUUGUAAAACUCAAAAUUUUAUUCUUUAUUUAUUAUAAAAAAAAAUAAUUUGCGAUAAAAGUUUCAUCACUCAUAUGAUAUAACCAUUAUGGGAUGAUGAUGAUUUAUAAAUAAUAGUUGAAAAAAUAAUUCUUUAAUAAAAUAUGUACAUUAUUUUGUUGGAAAAUGUGUGUAUUAAAUUUAUUAUGGUAGGUGAUAAUGAAAUAUUGGGACAUUAUGGGAGCACAUUCUACACAUUUCUAAUUAGAAGGUGCAAUUUAGGGCCGAAAACCACCAGAGGGACUGAGAAACUUGUUCAUAUCUCAAUUGGAAAAAGACUUAGAGAUAAAUAUUUAUGCCGAAUUAAAAAGGCUUGUCGAAGAUGUUAAAAAUGGAGGAUGAAGUUAAAUGUAAACCAACCUAUUAUAUUAAAAACAAAAAAUAACUGAUGCCUGUAAUGAACUUCAUUAGCUGUAUAAUAUUUAGUGCGUGUGAAAAGUUUUACUUCAACAAAAUGUUAAAAUGAAAUAAUGAUUGAUAUAAAAAAAA
This is a messenger RNA of Cinara cedri, 4322 nucleotides long. Lineage: Eukaryota; Metazoa; Arthropoda; Insecta; Hemiptera; Aphididae. The record is from the annotation of a GenBank genome assembly.